Molecule: messenger RNA, 1489 nt
Organism: Hemibagrus wyckioides
Lineage: Eukaryota; Metazoa; Chordata; Actinopteri; Siluriformes; Bagridae
Gene: epcam
Product: epithelial cell adhesion molecule
Exons: 9
Coding region: 240-1157 (305 amino acids)
Cellular component (GO): membrane
Source: RefSeq, a predicted model, not a curated record
UUUGCAUUAGUACAGCAGAGUAAGGUGAGGAUAUCUGUCCUUCUGUGUUUAAAGAACUGCUUACACCUGAGCGGAAUAAGCAGAUACCUUGGAUUAUAACUUCAUUUGCAACCUUUAAAGGGACUUUUUCUCUCCUUAAUACGAAGAAAAAGUUUUUCCCCAGCGGUGUAACAUCUUAUUCGGUCCUUUUUUUUGGUUUUUGAGUGUUAUUUGUCUUCUCUCUAGAGCUCACAUCCAAGAUGAAGGAUAUAAUUGUUCUGUGUCUUUUGGCGCUCGUCGCUGGAGCUUAUGCACAAUGUACAUGCAAAACCAUGAAAUGGGCGAACUGCGACGGAACUCCCUGCGCGUGCACCCUUCUUAUAGCAAAUGGCGUAAAACAGCAAGUUAACUGUGACCAGCUGAUUCCUAAAUGCUUCCUCAUGAAGGCAGAAAUGUACCGUGCAAGGAAUAACCUGUCCACUAGAACUUUUGGUGGGAAGCCUGUUGAGACUGCAUUUGUGGAUAAUGAUGGAAUCUACGACCCAGAGUGUGAGAACGACGGGCGUUUUAAGGCUAUCCAGUGUAACAACACUGAAACGUGCUGGUGUGUCAACAGCGCCGGUGUCCGCCGAAGUGAUAAAGGAGACAAGAACAUCAAGUGUGAACCAGUGGAGACCUACUGGGUCCGUUUUGAGAUGAAACACAAACCUAUUUCCAAUGCCGCAGAUUUGGCACAACUGAAGACUGCAAUUGCAGAUGUCUUUAAAAGUCGUUAUAACCUGGAUGCUCAGUAUAUCGAUAACGUUCAGUAUGACCAAGAUAGCCGUAUGAUUGUUGUGGAUGUCAAGAAGCCCCAAGGAGACCGUACUCUAGACCUGCCCCGCAUGUCCUACUACGUGGAGAAAGAUGUGAAAGUUCUGCCUCUGUUUAAAGAGCAGAAUAAAUUUCAGAUCAAUCCUAAUAGUAACCCUAUGGAAAUGGAGAACAUCCUGGUCUACUACGUUGAUGAAAAGGCCCCAACUUUCACGAUGCAGAAGCUGACUGGUGGUGUGAUCGCUGUGAUCGUGGUUGUUAUCCUGGUUGUUCUCGUUGGCAUUCUUGUUCUGAUUUUCGCCAGGAGACGGGAACAGGCCAAGUAUAGCAAGGCACAGGCCAGAGAGAUGGAUAACAUGUCAUAAGGGCUGCCAUGGCUCUACAGCUGUGUUUAAUCUUUAAACACUGGAGUCCUCUGCACUCUGAUGCCCAUUGCUGUAUAAUUUUUGCUGGGGUGUUUUUAUUCCUUUUCUUUUUUUAAUAUAUAAAGUGCCUGUUACAUGUUCCAUGCUGUUAUGGUCAAAUUUAUGUCUAAGGGGACAGUCAAGUCAGUUGGAUGGAGAUAAUGUCUGCCUUGAAUUUGAGGUCUUUAUAUAGCCAUGUCUAGUUUUUAAAUUCUCAUCGAUAUUUGGUUGAGUUAAUACUUGUGUACAGUUUGUCAAGUGUCAUUGUUUUUAAUAAAAUAUUUUUGUCUUUA